This is a messenger RNA of Rotaria socialis, 945 nucleotides long. NCBI's taxonomy places the organism in Eukaryota, Metazoa, Rotifera, Eurotatoria, Philodinida, Philodinidae. The record is from the annotation of a GenBank genome assembly.
AUGCUUUUACGUGUUAAUGCUGAAACACGUUUAACCGACGCAUGCUAUACUAUUCGUUACUCUCCACAUGUAGUCAAUCAACUAGCCAUUGUUUCAUGUGAAAAUUAUGGUAUUCGCGGUCGUAGUACUAUACAAUUAAUAAAUAAUCAUGAUCAGUCAGUUUUUAAUUGGUCUGAUGCCGUAUUUGAUGUAAGUUUUGUUGAAACUAAUCCAUCUUUGAUUGUGUGUGCGAGUGGCGAUGGUUCACUACUUGUAUGGCAAUUGAAUAAAACGAAUUCUUCGCCUGUCUUAUCUUUACGAGAACAUCAACGUGAAGUGUGGUGUGUUCAUUGGAGUGAAAGUCGAUCUAGCGAUGCUUUACUGAGCACAUCUGGUGAUGGAACAAUUAAAUUAUGGAAUUUCGAUAGUUCACCUAUGCUUCAAGCAACUCUAUCAGGACAUGAAUCUGUAGUUUAUGAAGCUCGAUGGCAUCCUCGUCGACCUGGUCUUAUAGCUUCGGUUUCAGCUGAUUGUUCAUUACGUCUAUUUGACAUAAAACAAUCGUCGAAUAUUAUUAGUCCUCGUGCUCAUCCGGCUGAAAUUCUUUCGUUAGAUUGGUCAAAAUAUGAUGACCAUUUAUUAGUCACUGGUGCUUGCGAUAAUCGUCUUCGUCUAUGGGAUACUCGUAUGAUUACAAAUGCAGUCAGUGUUUUUGAAGGACAUGAGGCGGCUGUUCGUCGUGUAAAAUUUGAUCCACAUCGGCGAGAUCGUCUAGCAUCUACUGGUUAUGAUGGGCAAUUGAAAUUAUGGAAUUUAACACCAACAAAUAGUAAUAUUAACAUACAUACAGAACGUUUUUCUAAAGAUUUUAUUUAUGGACUUGAUUGGAAUCUUUUUGAACGAGAUAAAUUAGUUGUAGGCUCUUGGGAUCGAAUUGUGCGCUUCUGUGAAAUUGUUUCAAUGUAG